UAAACUUAAUUCAGACGAUACUAAAGGGAGAAUCUAAACACUUAAACAGCUCUUAAGAUCUACAAUAUGACAAGUUAAUCUACAUAAUUAUAGCUAAGCUUUGGGAAUACCAGAGGUAAAUAGGUCAAUACAAACGGCUAUAAAUACGACAAGAUUUCUAUAACAUCUUCAUAAUUUGAAAGUGACAGAAUGAGACGGAAGUUGGAACGUAAUCUGACUUAGGAAAUAAGAGGAAAUGGAGCGUAUUAUAUGCUUAGAUAAAUUCUGGGAUAUGAAUCUGACAUGGGGAAAUGAUCGAGAAUACCCAGAAUUUACAGAAUGUUUCCAGGACACCGUUAUAUUGCUUAUGCCUAGUCUUUGGUUAAUUUUGACCACACCUUUGUACUUGUAUAUAUUACUGCAAUACAAAGAUUCUCAUGGGCAAUGGAGUGGGAAAUGUUUGAUAAAAAUAAGUACAGCUUCACUUCAGCUAUCUGUACGGUAUCUACAGAUAGCUCAGACAGAUGGUGGGGCGUGGAACACCCGUAAUAUCAACCAGAUGGUAGAGGGAGUGACACUGGUACGUCUGUGAUAUCAUACUUGAAAUUUGUCGCAGAGACAUUUACCAUCCUUAAAAUUUAUCUUCCUAAAACGUAUCGCCGUAAAACGUAUUGUGCUUAUACAGCGACAUAAACGACAAGCCCUGUAACAUUUACUAAGUCGGUUUAUCAGAUGUCGAUGUGUUUUGUUUUUAUAUUAUUGGUUUUAUUAUUUGUUUUUCUUUUUGUUUGUAAGCUUAUUGAUAGUCCCAUUCUCCAAAAAAAUGUUAGUUAUGUUAUAGCCAGGGAGCCAAGGAAGUCCGAAAAGUGCCUAGAAACAGGAUUUACCUGUCCGGUCAUGCUAUAGUCAGUUUCUGUAUAUAUUAUGAAAGUGCAAAGUCGCGGAUCAGAAAAAUCGGCCUGCAAAACAAAAGCUCUUGCAAAAUUUGAAAAUAUUAAGGGGGGAUAACUCUGUAUAUUUUCAGUUUUUUUAAGAUUCAAAACGCUUUUUCGCUAACAAAACAUGGCAUCAUGUUUCUAAAAUCAGUUCAAAUAUAUAUAUUUCAACAUUGCUUUUACGCAUAAGGCUCAUGGUUGAAAAAUACGCAAAAUGUACUCAUUUUAUGUACAUUUUAUUAUAAGAUUUGGCACCUAAAAUACCAGAGAAUAAAAUAAAAAUAUUUAACCUAAAAUUUACAGUAUGAAGAAGUAACCUUUAAAAUGGUCUUAUUUCUCAAAGUCAUUUAUUAAUACCACUGCGAAACAGUCUGUUAGAACAGAAAAUCAUCUAGAUAUUCUAGUUCAGGUUUGGCUAAGAAAUACGCAAACCCGGGGUAUUUUAUGUACCCCACCCACUUUAAAUAAUGCAAAAAAUGUAUAAUAAAAAUAUUCGACCAACAACCAAGAAGACAUAUUCUUUUUAUCACGUAUACAAUAUAAUCUAUAUUUUGGACCAUAUAAAGCUGGAUGAGGGGUAUUUAAAAGAUUUUAAACAGAAAAAGGGGGUAGGAAAACCUAUGUAUUUUACAACCGAUAAUUAGAAUAAACAACCCGUUAUUAGAUAAGAGCAACACUAAUGGAAGUCGAAAAAACCUUUACUUGCAAACUAUUCAUUUGGAAAGUAAUUUAUUUAGAUACACUAUAAUGCAAUCUAGUUCAGGUUUGGCUAAAGAAUACGCAAAUCCUGGGUAUUUUAUGUACCCCACCCACUUUAUAUGAUGCAAAAAUAUAUAUAAUAGAAAUAUUUGACAAAAAAUCAAUGAGAUAUAUUCUUUUUAUCACGUAUACAAUAUAAUCUAUGUUUUUGACCAUAUAAAGCUGGAUGAUGGGUAUUUAAAAGAUUUUAAG
Messenger RNA from Mercenaria mercenaria, 1865 nucleotides. RefSeq names its product multidrug resistance-associated protein 1-like. The transcript has 3 exons. The record is from RefSeq and is a predicted model, not a curated record. The coding region runs from base 236 to 571 and encodes 111 amino acids. Lineage: Eukaryota; Metazoa; Mollusca; Bivalvia; Venerida; Veneridae.